GGUUUCUUAUUUUUUUAAUAAGGAUCUAUGACCCAGCAUAAUUAUCAGCAAUUCUAUAUGAUCUGUCGGGUCCAGUAAAGCAGAAUAUGAGUAUUCCAGCUAAUUUCCCGUUACAUUCUUCGGAGUUGCCAUUUCAACAGAUUGCUAAUAAUAAUGAUCAAAAUCAAGCAUCAACAUUUCUUAUGCUUCUAUAUGGCGAUUCAUCUCAAGAAAACUCUAAUUUUUCGUCACUCCCUAAUGAGCAAUUAACAAUUAAUAAUUUAGAAAUGAUGCGACCGCCAGUAAAAAAAAAAAGAUGUCAAGUAAGGAAUGCAUGUGUGAAUUGUCAGAAGUCAAAUAAAAAGUGCGAAGAAGUACGUCCAUGCAGUCGAUGUAUCAAAAAUCAUUUAGUUGAUUCUUGUACAAAUUCUAAGCGAAAAAAGAGACAAAAAGGUAUUAAACGAGGCCCGUAUAAGCGUAGAAAGAAAAUAGUUAUGGAUAAUAAUCCGAUCGCACCAUCUAUGGAUACGAUGGUACCUUUGCUUGAAACACCUGCUACAACUAAUAUGGAUUCUUCUUUAAUUGAUUUUACUGGCCAGCAAUUUUUCGAAUUCGAUUCAUUUCCCAGACUCUUUAUGCAAUCUCUUUCUGUCCCUUCUUUAGAUUCUAUGUCUUCCUAUCCUGCUAUGCCUCCUUUUGAAGAUAACCAUACGUCUUCGGAAACAGCAAUUGAUUCAGCUAUUCAAUGUCCAACAAGACCUCAAGAUAAUCCUCUUGAAAUGGUAUCUACUUUACUUGAUGAUACCUUAAUGAAGAGCUUUACUGGGCAUGUACUAGAUAGUCGUAUGGAUCCAUCAUGUCGACCUUUAUCACUUGGACAUGAGGCUGAUCUUGGAACUUUAGCAUCACUCUGUGCUGCUGUAUUGGGUGAAGAAUAAAUAGAAUACCUGCAACAAUAUAAGAAAUGAGGAUUUGAAGAGUCAGAGAUAAAAGAUGAUAUCGAAGAUUCUAUUAGUUAUAUAUAGAAAAGAUAUUGAAAAAUUAGAGAUAAACUCUAAAAAUGUUAAAACCAUAGAUCAAUUGUUAGAGUUGAGAUAUAUGAAUGGAAA
Pneumocystis murina B123 is the source of this 1088-nucleotide messenger RNA. RefSeq lists its product as hypothetical. The transcript is spliced from 2 exons. Gene Ontology annotation, biological process: cellular response to starvation; regulation of DNA-templated transcription. The record is from RefSeq and is a predicted model, not a curated record. Gene Ontology annotation, cellular component: nucleus. Gene Ontology annotation, molecular function: RNA polymerase II transcription regulatory region sequence-specific DNA binding; DNA-binding transcription factor activity, RNA polymerase II-specific; zinc ion binding. Bases 87 to 917 code for a protein of 276 amino acids. NCBI's taxonomy places the organism in Eukaryota, Fungi, Ascomycota, Pneumocystomycetes, Pneumocystales, Pneumocystaceae.